This is a messenger RNA of Plasmodium vinckei vinckei, 642 nucleotides long. Its product is annotated as mitochondrial ribosomal protein S16 precursor, putative. Gene Ontology annotation, biological process: mitochondrial translation. The transcript has a single exon. Gene Ontology annotation, molecular function: structural constituent of ribosome. Gene Ontology annotation, cellular component: ribosome; small ribosomal subunit. NCBI's taxonomy places the organism in Eukaryota, Apicomplexa, Aconoidasida, Haemosporida, Plasmodiidae. The record is from RefSeq and is a predicted model, not a curated record. Bases 1 to 642 code for a protein of 213 amino acids.
AUGAUAAGAAGAUUGUUUUUACCAUAUUUCUCCAAAGAUAAGGGCCCACCAAGAAUAAGGUGUCAAAUAAACGGUGUUAAAAGAAAACGAUUUUUCAAAAUCGUGGUAGCAAACCAAAAAGAUAAAAAAAAUGGGAAACAUAUAGAAGUCUUAGGAACAUAUGUUAAUAAAAAUAAUAUAAAAGAAAAAUUGAAUACAUAUAAUAUUACUAACCCUAAUAAUGAUUAUUAUUAUAAUAAUGUGGAAAAUAUUAAAGAGAUUAGACUGAGAUUUAAUAGAGUCAAAUUUUGGCUCGCUGCAAAUUGCAACUUUAGUGAUCAUAUGAAAUAUGUUUUAAGCUUAUGUAAAUUAAUACCACAAUACCCUGUAAAGUAUAGCCGACGAUGUUCUGAUAAAUAUUAUUAUAAAUAUAAUGAAAUUAUAAAUAAACAUAAACUAAUACAAGCACAAAAAAUCAAUAACUUUUUAAAAACAGAUUUAAAUAUUCAAUAUUCAAAUAAUUUUGAUGAUUCAUCAACACAACCCAAAGAAAAAGAUGAUUAUAUAUAUACACCUGAAGAACUUAUAUAUCUUAAAAAAUUAGCAAAAAAUAGAAAUUUAGAUUUUGAGCAUACAGAUAAAAUUAGAAAAAUUAUUAGGUAA